Molecule: messenger RNA, 2404 nt
Organism: Pseudophryne corroboree (corroboree frog)
Lineage: Eukaryota; Metazoa; Chordata; Amphibia; Anura; Myobatrachidae
Gene: HNRNPA2B1
Product: heterogeneous nuclear ribonucleoprotein A2/B1
Exons: 13
Coding region: 179-1207 (342 amino acids)
Biological process (GO): mRNA splicing, via spliceosome
Cellular component (GO): catalytic step 2 spliceosome
Molecular function (GO): mRNA 3'-UTR binding
Source: RefSeq, a predicted model, not a curated record
CCAGUCGUUGGCGAGAGAAGAUUCUAGAAGAAAGACGUUGUAGACGCCGCCAUUACCUCUCAGCCCUCGACUGGGAGAGACACACGAGCGCCCUAAACCCACAGACACGCAGCCUGUUUUUUUUUUUAGUUAUUUUUUUUAUUUGUGGCUUUGUGCAUUCUAACGCGGUCUGCUCGCAAUGGAGAGGGAAAAGGAACAAUUCCGGAAACUUUUCAUCGGAGGGCUCAGCUUUGAAACGACAGAAGACAGUUUACGGAAAUACUAUGAGCAAUGGGGGAACCUGACUGAUUGUGUAGUGAUGAGGGACCCUUCCAGUAAAAGAUCAAGAGGCUUUGGGUUUGUAACUUUUUCUUCAAUGGAUGAAGUUGAUGCUGCAAUGUCGGCCCGUCCGCAUUCUAUAGAUGGCAGAGUUGUAGAGCCCAAGCGUGCCGUGGCAAGAGAGGAAUCUGCUAAGCCUGGUGCCCAUGUUACUGUUAAAAAACUGUUUGUUGGUGGUAUUAAGGAAGAUACUGAAGAACAUCACCUUCGUGACUAUUUUGAAGAAUAUGGAAAAAUUGAAAGUAUUGAAAUUAUUACAGACAAGCAAUCUUGCAAGAAGAGGGGCUUUGGCUUUGUGACAUUUGAUGACCAUGAUCCAGUAGAUAAAAUUGUCUUGCAAAAAUACCACACCAUAAAUGGUCACAAUGCUGAAGUAAGAAAGGCUUUAUCGAGACAAGAGAUGCAUGAAGUACAAAAUACAAGAAGUAGCAGAGGUGGUAACUUUGGAUUUGAGUCACGUGGUGGCGGGAACUUUGGCCCAGGACCGGGAAGCAAUUUUAGGGGAGGUUCUGAUGGCUAUGGUGGUGGACGCGGGUAUGGUGAUGGAUACAAUGGAUAUGGUGGUGGUCAAGGAGGUGGCAACUUUGGAGGUGGACCAAGUUAUGGUGGCGGACGCGGUGGAUAUGGAGGUGGCCCAGGCUAUGGCAAUCAGGGUGGUGGAUAUGGUGGAGGAGGAUAUGAUAACUAUGGUGGAGGGAACUAUGGUGGAGGCGGAAAUUACAAUGAAUUUGGAAACUACAACCAACAAUCGUCAAGUUAUGGACCAAUGAAGAGUGGUGGAAACUUUGGCGGCGGCAGGAGCAUGGGAGGACCAUACGGUGGAGGAAACUAUGGUCCAGGAAGUGGAAGUGGUGGCAGUAGUGGAUAUGGAGGGAGAAAUCGCUAUUAAAUUCCAAACUCCUGCUGGGCUUCACUGUAUAAAUAGGAGAGGAAUGAGAGCCCAGAGGUAACGCAGCUGCAGGUUAUCGAGAUUACAAAGUUUAAGGAGACAUUAUCUCAGUCAUGCAUAUAACAUGCAGUGAUAUGACAGAAGACACCAGAGCAGAUGCAGAGAGCCAUUUUGUGAAUGGAGUGGAAUAUAUUUAAGUACAUAACCUUACAAUGGAGGAAGGACUGUAAAAAUGUCUUUAAGACGGUUUCAUAGGUUUUUAAUUGUUUAUUUGUAGUGGUCUUUGUACAGAGUGCAGCAGCAUUUUCUUUUUGAUAAUGUUAAAUUUUUAAGUUACAGGUAACGUGAAACUUUUUUUAAAGAUUUCUGAACAGUUGAAGCAACUAGCCAGGAUCAUGGUGUAUUGAGACUUUUUGUUUUCCUUUUAAAUUUCAGUGUGUAUAGUUAAUGAGCUGUUGUACACUUUCAUUUAAUAAAAUAAUUCGAAAGGAAAUACUUGUCUGUUUCUAGACUUAUGAAUUUUCUUGUUACAAGGAAGAGUAGCAAUGAGUAUUAAGUGUCUGUGUUUUGCCAGUUAUAAGGAGAAAAGUAAUUAGGUUGCUGAGGGUAUCACUGCAAAGAGAAACUCCUGUUUAGAUCUUUUAGAUGCAGCUGCUGCUUCCAUGGCAAGUAAAGGAAGUUUUCCCAGCGAGGUACUCUACCCAGAGACACAGGUCUAGUACAAGAACCAUUGAGAGCGACUUCUAAGUUCAGUCUUUUAACACUGAGCUAAAGUUCUGGAUAAAGGUUUUUGCUACACUAGAUUAAGGAUGUCUACGAAAGCUGAGGGGGUAGAGCAAAGUAGUGCUAAGCUUCAUAGAAACAUCUUGUAGCAGUGGGUUGAAAAUGGACAAGCAGUCUGACAAAGACUGAGCUUCGGUUCAACAAAUGAAACAAGGGGCAUACAUAUCCAAGUGGUCCACAUUUAUGGGGUCCUUGCAGGAUGUUACAGGUUCUGGAGCAGGUAUCAUUGCACAUGAAGGCUCCAAAAUUUGCUGCAGUGGCUCUGGCCCAAAGGCUUCAAGAAUGAUUGGCUUUUGAGAGAAAUGGAGAUGAAGUGCCAAUGUGCAGAAUAUUUUUUAUUUUUUGUGAAACUUCCAGGCUGGUUCUGCAAACUUAAUAUGAUGUUUUAAUAAAGCUUAUUUUUAUUUGUGUAAA